Messenger RNA from Boeremia exigua, 1736 nucleotides. RefSeq names its product alkaline serine protease Alp1. Gene Ontology annotation, biological process: proteolysis. The coding region runs from base 411 to 1664 and encodes 417 amino acids. Gene Ontology annotation, molecular function: serine-type endopeptidase activity. The transcript has a single exon. The record is from RefSeq and is a predicted model, not a curated record. NCBI's taxonomy places the organism in Eukaryota, Fungi, Ascomycota, Dothideomycetes, Pleosporales, Didymellaceae.
GAAGAGGCUAAAUCAAUCCUUCGAGCUAUGUGGUAUGGAUUUUAGCGAAUACGCAAAUCCAUGCACGGGAACAUGUAGUAUAACCAAUACAUGCUCCUCGUAGAGCUAAGAAUCAUCAAUACAUUUUCCAAGACCUCUGUUCGCUUUGUAUCAAGAUAAGAAUCUCAAGCUGAACAAUACCAGUACAUAUGUUGCCGUGCAUACCUACGGAGAUGAAACAAUAGCUCUAAUGAUCGACGCCAAGUUGAAAGGCAUCAUAAUGCACGACCACCUUCCACAACGAGCUUGCUCGUCCGAGAUCGGACCGUACAGCACCAAAGUCGCAAGUAACUAUAAGAAGCAGCUAUGGACUGUGAACAGAAUGAAGGCUAUAGCUUUGCUUGCACUUUCCUUGAACGCUGUGAGAGAAGAUGUUGCCGCUUCUUCCUGUCCUUGCCUUGGCGGCCUCCGUCUACGCUUCACCCAUCACCUCUCGAGAUGACAGACCGAAGAUCAUACCAGGCAGAUACCUAGUCCAGCUCCAGACCGGCGCCAAUGCUGCCACAGUUGCUUCCCAUCAUGCUAGUGCUCGUCGCCUAGCACGUCGUAACGACUUGCAUGAACCCAUCGAGCGAACUUUCAGCAUCGGCGGCUUGAACGCAUACCUGGGAGACUUCGACGAACAAGCCGCUGCCGACAUCCUGAGCCUCGACGAAGUCGUCUCCGUGGUCCCAGAUGAAUACAUCUACCUCGAGAAGACUGACUUCCCGCCUGUCCAGCCCCAGCGCCGCGCCCUCACCACCCAGUCGCCCAGCAUCUGGUCCCUGGGCGAUCUCUCGCACAAGGCCGCCGGCUCCACGCAAUACGUCUACGACUCCUCCGCCGGCGCGGGCAUGACCGCCUACGUCUUCGACACCGGCAUCCGCCUGACCCACCAAGAGUUCGAGGGCCGCGCCCGCUUCGGCAUCAACGGCGUCACAAACAGCACGGAUCCCAGCAACGCCAGCAAAGACACCGACGGCCACGGCACGCACUGCGCCGGCACCGUCGCCGGCAAGACGUACGGCGCGGCCAAGAAAGCCUCCCUCGUCGACGUCAAGGUCUUCGACGGCGCCUCGGGCUCCAUCUCCGCGACCCUGACCGGCAUCCAGUGGGCGGUCAACGACGUCGUGUCCCGCGGCGCGCAGCGCACAAGCGUCUUCAGCAUGUCUCUCGGGGCGGAGACGACUGCCACGCUGCUCGACGACGCCGUCAAGGCCGCGUAUGACGUGGGUAUCCUGUCUAUCGUUGCGGCGGGCAACGCCGACGCGCCUGUCGGCAACAACUCGCCGGCACGCCUCGCGCAGUCCUUUACCGUUGCCAUGUCGCGGCCCGACCGGGGUCGCGUGAGCCUCAUUGCAAAUGUGUUUGGCAGCAACUACGGGCCCGAGGUCGAUGUUUUCGCGCCUGGAAGCGACAUUGUGAGUGCGAGCCACUUGUCGGAUACGGGGACUUCGUCGAAGACGGGGACAAGCAUGGCGACGCCGCUUGUUGCUGGGCUGGUGUGCUACCUGCGCAAGCUGGAGGGAGGGCUGAACACCCCGACGCAAGUGACGAACAGGAUCCUGCAGCUUGGGCUGAAGGGCGUGGUGAGCGAUACUAAGGGCAGCCCGAAUGUGCUUGUCAACAAUGGAAGUGGAGCAUAAUUGGAAGAUAGAGGAUGACAGCGUUGGUUUUGCGUAGAGUAAUGUAGAAUCUAUCGAGUAAGCUGAGAGCUG